ACUUCACAUUCUUGAGGUUUUUUUCAGCAUCAAAGUUUCUUACUGAAAAAAAUAGAAGCCUCAGUGUUUUCCUUGCCAUCAUGCCAGGGAUUCCAUUGAUCUCCCAUAGUGACGCUCUUACUUAUGGCUUUGAGGAGCUGGCCAGGAAUGGUAAUGUUGUGCAGGCUGAGCUCCUCGAGCAGAUCUUGGUGCAGAAUGCAGAUGCUGACUAUCUCAAGGAGCACAAGCUGAAUGGCUGCACUGAUCUGGAGACUUUUAAAGCGCGUCUCCCGCUUAUCACCUAUGCAGACAUCGAAGGCUACAUUCAAAAGAUUGCCGAUGGCGAUCAGUCGCCGGUUCUCUGCCAAAAGCCAGUUGAUAUGUUCUUCCUGAGCUCUGGGACUGCCAAGGGACGAACAAAGCUCAUCCCAGCGCACUAUGACUUCUUUCUCAACACCAUUCGAUUGUUCCAACUCUCUGGAGCGUUUCGAGGAAGGCACUUCCCACUGAGCUCGAAUGCCAAAGUCAUGGACAUUGUCUACUGUGGCAAACAAACAAUGACCAAAGGAGGAAUUCUCACGGGAACCGGAACCACAAACUAUUUCCGCAGCGAAGCCUUCAAGCUCAAGCAGCAGUCCACAAAGAUGUUCAAUUCUAGCCCAAACGAGGUGAUCUUCUCCUCCAGCCUUCCCCAAGCAACGUACUGCCACCUGCUCUUCGCCCUCCUCGCCGCGGACGACAUAGCCGUAAUCUCCUCCACCUUCGUCUACACAAUCGUCGAGGCCUUUCGCUUCCUGGAAAAGACCUGGUCAAUCUUGGCCGAUUGCAUCGAGUCUGGAACACUCCCCGAAUGGAUCACAGACCAUGCAAUCCAAACCGUGGCCUCGAAGCAGCUCACCCAAGAUCAUCCCGACCGCGAUCGAGGAACUCUAGCAGCCAAGAUCCGAUUGGAAUGCAGCCGUGGCUUCCAGGGAAUCAUCCCGAGGCUGUGGAGGAACACGAGCUACGUCCUGUCAAUCAUGACCGGAACAAUGUUGUCCUACUGCGAGGCGAUGCGGUUCUACGCAGGGCCGGGCCUGGCGCUGGUUUGCGGUGACUAUGGCGCUUCCGAGAGCUGGAUGGGAAUCAACAUAGAUCCUCUCUCGUCCCCGCACAACACCAUCUUCACCAUCGUCCCGGAUCUUGCCUACUUUGAGUUCAUUCCUCUGGAGCGGCGCAAGUUUUCUAAGAUCCAGGAGAUCAAUGGUCCCGUGGUGCCGCCGAGCUCGCUUUUCACGGAGGUGGCAGCGCCAGUGAGCAUGGCAGACGUCCGUGUGGGUCAAGAAUACGAGAUCGCCAUCACAACUUCGUCCGGGCUGUACAGGUACCGCGUGGGCGACGUUGUACGCAUCUGUGGGUUUUACCACGACCUGCCGCAGUUCGUGUUCGUCUGCCGCCGGGACGUGCAGCUCAGCAUCCACAUCGACAAAAACGGCGAGACCGAGCUGGCCGUGGUGAUGGAGCGGUCCGCCGCGGUACUACACGGCACAGGCGUCGGGGUGGCAGAGUAUACCGCCCAUGCUGACGUGUCGUUCCGCCCGGGACACUACGUUGUGUUUGUGGAGCUGGACGUGGACGUGGACGUGGACGUGGACUUGGACGUGCCACACGUGAGAAAAGGAAACCAGGGAUCUUCAAAGGUGGCACAAGAAAAGCGUGACGAUUUUGAGAGGGUAUUGCAGGAGUGUUGUGAUUGCAUGGAUGGCGCAUUUGUGGAGCCCGGUUAUGUUGUGUCCCGUGCGGCCAAGACGAUUGGACCCCUGGAGCUUUGCGUAGUGGAGAGGGGAACUUUUCGCAAGUUGGCAGAGAGUGCUCUGGACAAAGGUGCAACGCUGAAUCAGUAUAAGACCCCACGUUGCAUUGCCGCGCCACACUUGCUAGCCAUUCUCCGUGCAGGGAUGGUCCGGAGCUUCUAUUCGGGAGUGAGGAGAGAGUAAGUAGGGUAGUAAAUUCCCCCCUUCACUGGGCCCAAAAACAUGCUGAGUCUCAUUACUUUCCAUGUUUUAUUUGUGUUCGGAGAGAUUUGAAGAUUAAAUU
Molecule: messenger RNA, 2055 nt
Organism: Selaginella moellendorffii
Lineage: Eukaryota; Viridiplantae; Streptophyta; Lycopodiopsida; Selaginellales; Selaginellaceae
Product: indole-3-acetic acid-amido synthetase GH3.10
Exons: 4
Coding region: 81-1955 (624 amino acids)
Cellular component (GO): cytoplasm
Molecular function (GO): acid-amino acid ligase activity
Source: RefSeq, a predicted model, not a curated record